Molecule: messenger RNA, 1458 nt
Organism: Cetraspora pellucida
Lineage: Eukaryota; Fungi; Glomeromycota; Glomeromycetes; Diversisporales; Gigasporaceae
Source: the annotation of a GenBank genome assembly
AUGGAUUCAUGCCCGGAACCUCGACUUAAGACAACUAAAUAUUUUCUAUACAAGUGCGAAAGAAACAUUCUUGGUGUGGAUAUGUUCUUUAUUUUUGAGCCCGCGAGUAAAUGGAGCUUGGAGAUUUAUGUCAAUCACAAGAUCAACAAUAGGUCAGAAUACAGUUUUGAUCAAGUUAAAGAACUUUUUGUUGCAAAUUUAAAACAGAUCCAUGAGCUAAGAGCAACACCACUAGCUAUUCGUUCUUUAUGUGAUGAAUACAUUAAAUGGUUGGAGACGUGGAAAGGUAUAGCCGUUACGGAAGCAUGUCGAAAAUAUUAUAAUGCCCAGAAACAAUAUGAUCGAAAACGUAAAUACAGGAAUGUCGUAGGAGAAACGAUAUCAGAACAGGCACAAGCUUAUGUGUUCGAUGAGCACUUGAACGCUGAGCAGAAACAAGAAGCUUUGAAGUCAUCGAAAGAUCAUGAACAAAGGUGUACAACACCGCCUCCCAGAAGAGUAAAAACAGACGAGGAACUCUUGAGCACACCCAAUAAACGAAUUGUGGAUCAUGAUAGUGUAGUCUUAUAUCUUGAAGCAAUGGGGAAUAAAAUCGUACAAAAUCAAGUAGUAAACCGAGAUCGGCUCCCGACCGGAUGGACAGAUGAUUUGUUUAAAUAUCUAGAUAACGCCUUUGAUAAACCUAGCUACGAAUUUAAAACGGCGAUCAUGGAACACAUAAAAAAUGAGCCAGAAAAUAAGUUCCGAUUGUAUUGUGAGAAGGUUUUGAUGGAUUUCUAUAAUCUUGUUGACAUCCGUUCAACACUUUCAAGAAAUAUCAAAGAAAGGAAAUAUAUUGUACAACACAUAUCAUCAUUGUUCAAAUUUUACGAAUCAACAUUUGAGACAAUGGUUUUUGAUUGGAUAGAGUCUCACUCACCAGCUACAAAAAUCUCAAAAUCAUCAACGAAUUCCGGAAUUGUAUUAGUAGAUGGAAGGGGUACUCGCGUCUUGGAUGAUAAGGAUAUGUGGCAUAUGGAAGUAGCAGGCCCACCGUCAGUUGCCUCAAAGAAGCACACAAUUAAUGACACAAUAAAAUCACUUCAUACGGAUUUGUUUAACUUAGUGGCUAUUUUAAUGGAACACCUCGACUGUCCUGUUGAGACCGCAACAAAAAUAAAGGUCUUGAGUUCACAGAUUAUUGGUUACCGAAUGACAUUAUACACUCUAAAUAUGUCAACUGAUGGUUCGUUCCAUUCAUCCGAACUGGCUUCUGCAGUCUUUCCAUUCUCUUUUGAUGCACGUGCAAAAUUUAAAGCAAUUUUUCGUUUGAUGUUCAUAUUUCAUGAUGAAAUUGUAGAACAAAUAUCAAUCAUGCAAAAUCUUGACAUGGAUAUUAAUUAUUAUCAAGGUCGAUUGGUUCGUGACGUCUUAGAUAUUCCCAAGGGUUUGAAAGAUCUCCUUCAGCAAGAUGAAUGA